AUGUCGACGAAGAAGGAAGUGUCAGCUCAUGAGGAGCUAGGUGGAACUCCUAGGAAGCGAACAUUCGGGCAGAAGUUCAAGAGAUCGUGCGCUCGGUUCUGGUGGAUCUACCUCUUCGUCUUCAUCGCUGUCGUACUUGUGGUCGUGCUCCCAGUCAUCUAUGUUGCAUACCCAAACAUCGCUCAGGACAGUGUGAACGACUCGUCACUUCAUGUUGUGUCGGAAUCGGUCCUAAAUCCUACGCCAGAACAAGUCGAUCUCGAACUAGUGACCUGGCUGCACAAUCCAUCAAGUCAUAAUCCGGACCUAGACCAGUUUGAGGCGUCUUUGUAUCUGAAAGACAGCGAUGUGCCGUUUGUUUCUUUCACAUCCCCGGCCAUCAAUGGCAAGAACGGAACCGAGGCCACCGUCAAGCAGACCGUUCCGAUCCAGAACAUGACCGAGUUCACCAGAUAUACUAUGGUGACGCUUGCCAGUGACACGUACACGGUGUAUCUCCGAGGCAAAGGCGGCCUCAAACUGGGAGGCCUGCCGAAGACGACCGUCGAUUACAACCAGGAGAUCGAGAUACAAGGACUGAGAGGAUUUCAGGGCCUUGAGGUGACAGAGUUCCAUCUGCUCACAGAGAGUCUGCCAGACGGAGCGAAUGCAAUCGGCAAUGUCACCAUUCCGAAUCCAAGUCCAGCGACCUAUGCAUUCGGAGAUGUCUCGUUCGACAUGUCGGUGGAAGGCGAGUUCAUCGGCAACGCAACACUGCCAUCUCUGACACUGACACCUGGCAACAAUUCGUACCCGAUCCACGUCACAUCGAACCAGACGCGGGUUGCCCUGAUCAUACAAAGACCAGAGUACCACUGCGGCGUGUUCCCGGUUGACAUCGCCGGUAAUGCCAGCAUAUAUGACGGAAAGAGGUUGCCGUACUACAGCGACGCCCUAAGAGCCAACAAGCUGAGCACAGUGCUCAAUGUGUCCGAUGCACUGAACGAGGUCGGAUUUGGUUUCGCGCUCGGCAAUUGUACGACCUCAUGA
This is a messenger RNA of Cyphellophora attinorum, 1029 nucleotides long. RefSeq lists its product as uncharacterized. Gene Ontology annotation, cellular component: fungal-type vacuole membrane. Bases 1 to 1029 code for a protein of 342 amino acids. Lineage: Eukaryota; Fungi; Ascomycota; Eurotiomycetes; Chaetothyriales; Cyphellophoraceae. The transcript is spliced from 3 exons. The record is from RefSeq and is a predicted model, not a curated record.